Tigriopus californicus is the source of this 1173-nucleotide messenger RNA. RefSeq lists its product as uncharacterized. Gene Ontology annotation, molecular function: isomerase activity. NCBI's taxonomy places the organism in Eukaryota, Metazoa, Arthropoda, Copepoda, Harpacticoida, Harpacticidae. Bases 161 to 979 code for a protein of 272 amino acids. The record is from RefSeq and is a predicted model, not a curated record. The transcript is spliced from 3 exons. Gene Ontology annotation, biological process: biosynthetic process. Gene Ontology annotation, cellular component: cytoplasm.
GGGUUUUUUUGUAACCGGUUUUCUUCUUUCGGUAUUUCAGACCAUCUACACUCAGGAAAACCAAAUACUCAUUUGAAACCCUCUUUGAUUUUUGUUCAACGUGCAAAUCACUUUACAAUCCGAUCUCUAAUGAUAGAGAGACACUUCAUUUGCGGCAAGGAUGCGGAUUCCUAUUUAUCAAGUGGACGCUUUCACUACUAAAGUGUUCGGAGGUAAUCCAGCUGCAGUGUGUCUUUUGACUUCAUGGCUGGAUCCAUCGGUGCUAUUGAGCAUUGCAAAAGAAAACAAUCUAUCCGAAACAGCUUUUGUGAUGCCUACAUCUACUUCUAAAAAUGUUUGGAAAAUUCGCUGGUUCACCCCGGACAUUGAAAUGGAUCUCUGUGGACACGCCACCCUAGCCGCGGCUCAUGUGGUCUUUGAGAUGCAUUCCGCGUUGGAAAGGAUCACUUUUAUCUCAGAAUUCAGUGGAAAGCUCGACAUUGAAAAGGUCGGACCAAGCCUUUAUCAGAUGGCCUUACCAUCCAGACCACCGGCUAAGAUUGACCUCAAAGAUCUUCCAGAAAGCAUAUUGAGAUCCAUCAAAGCCUUUCCAGUGGAAGCUUGGCGAUCCCGUGACGUGAUUCUCGUUUAUGAUAAUGAGGAGAUAAUUCGCUCACUAAAUCCAGAUUCGGCCAUCCUGAAUGAGAUCAAUCUUGAUCCAGGAGGCGUGGUUGUUACUGCCAAAGCUACUUUGAGCCAAAAUGUGGACUUCGUUUCUCGUUAUUUUACUCCACAAUCCACUAUUUUCGAGGACCCAGUCACUGGUUCUGCACAUUGUAGUUUGGUCCCUUUAUGGGCUAAGAAAUUGGCCAAGCAGGAUCUGAAGGCUCUUCAAGUAUCUAGUCGUGCAGGGGAAUUGACGUGCUCGAAUACAGAUGAGUGGAUCUUUGUCCAAGGUCAUGCCGUGACAUUUCUUCAAGGACACAUUCAAGUGGCUUGACACAUUAAGUUACAUUAUGGGCCAAUAUUUUUGGCAGAACAUUUGGAACGCGAUUGGAACGUAAUGCUGGCCAGCAAAGUAACAGAUUGUUGGUUGGAACCUUGAACGAAGAUUUUAGUUUUUCAUUGGAUUAAAUAGAUGUUGUGGUAUAAGCUUUUGUAGAUGGAAUAAAGUGAUUAAUGGGAAAUGACCAA